AUGCUUACAUUUCUUUAUUUUCAGGAGCUGAAUCCUUCUGUGGAAGUGGGAUUUGUUUUGCGGAGUGCCGAGGAUUUGAUUGCGGAGGAUGAUUUAAAAUUUUUAUUUCAAUUUACUGUUGUGGUUGGAAGCAAUCUGCAAGCGGAAGAUGCUGCGCAAAUAAGCGAUUAUUUGUACAAGAGAAAUAUACCUUUCGUAUAUGCACGGGCAUACGGGUUGACUGGCUAUGUAAGAGUAUGUGUUCGAGAACAUACAAUUUUCAAUUCACAUGAGGAGAAUGUGGCACCCGAUUUGAGACUUGACCGUCCGUUUCCAGCACUGAUUGAUCUAGUGGAAGCAACAGAUCUUGAUGCAAUGGAUUAUGAAGCGCAUUCGCAUACGCCAUACUUGAUUCUUUAUUUAAAAGCGCUUGAUCUGUGGCGUGAAAAAUACGGCAAAGAUGAUUUCCCGGACAACUACGCAAAGCGAAAAACAUUCGAAGAAGUAUGUUUACAAGUUUCUCUUUACUGUGCUAAAUUUGAAAUAACUCGCUGCUGGAUUGGAUAA
Molecule: messenger RNA, 546 nt
Organism: Gongylonema pulchrum
Lineage: Eukaryota; Metazoa; Nematoda; Chromadorea; Rhabditida; Gongylonematidae
Source: the annotation of a GenBank genome assembly